AUGGCUACGAAGCUUAUUUUGGUAUUGUUUCUUGCACUUGUUUUUGGCACUGAUGCUAGGAAGGUAGCAAUGGGCAAAAAGGAUGCAUUUCAUGAGGGUAAGACAUUCAACUUUGAUUACUUUCCUGGUUAUGACUUUGGUUCUGGAUUUGGUAGAGGUGCUGGUGCUGGUUUGGGUGGGGGAGCUGGACUGGGAGGGCUUGGUGGUGGAGGAGGGGGAGGAGGAGGUGAUGACAAUGGUGGAGGGUUUGGCUUUGGAGGUGGAGCUGGAGGUGGAUUUGGGUCUGGAAUUGGAGGGUUUGGUGGCGGCGGUGGAAGAGGUGAUCCUUUUGGUGGUGGGAUUGGUGGUGGGUACGGUGGAGGAGCUGGAGGAGGGUUUGGAGGUGCACUGCCUUGA
This is a messenger RNA of Populus nigra (black poplar), 396 nucleotides long. Its product is annotated as glycine-rich protein 5-like. Bases 1 to 396 code for a protein of 131 amino acids. The record is from RefSeq and is a predicted model, not a curated record. NCBI's taxonomy places the organism in Eukaryota, Viridiplantae, Streptophyta, Magnoliopsida, Malpighiales, Salicaceae. The transcript has a single exon.